Messenger RNA from Hyposmocoma kahamanoa, 1046 nucleotides. It is a transcript of the gene hibadh, whose product is annotated as 3-hydroxyisobutyrate dehydrogenase, mitochondrial. The record is from RefSeq and is a predicted model, not a curated record. Gene Ontology annotation, molecular function: 3-hydroxyisobutyrate dehydrogenase activity; NAD binding; NADP binding. NCBI's taxonomy places the organism in Eukaryota, Metazoa, Arthropoda, Insecta, Lepidoptera, Cosmopterigidae. The transcript is spliced from 6 exons. Bases 66 to 1031 code for a protein of 321 amino acids.
ACACCGGCCAGUUGCCCUGCGCGCGCGCCGGCGUCGAUCGUAUCAAGUUAAAUUAAGAAUACAACAUGGCGGCGCGGUCGGUCCUCUCCAUUCAAUACCUCACAUUUUCAAAAAGAGCUUAUAGCUCGAAAGUAGACAAGAAUGUCGCCUUCCUCGGCCUCGGAAACAUGGGCAAAUACAUGGCGGCCAACUUAGUUAAACAGGGUUUUGUAGUGCGCGGUUACGAUCCGUCGGCGGCGGCGUUGGCUGAGGCGGCUAAGACCGGCGUGACGGGUGCCAGCUCGAUCGCUGCAGCUGUGGACGGCGUCGACGCCGUAGUCUCCAUCCUGCCCAGCAACAAGGUCGUACUCGACGCGUAUCUAGGCAAGGACGGCGUAGUCGCACGUGCUCCGAAAGGCGCUCUGCUCAUUGACUCUUCUACGGUGGACCCCAACGUGCCGAAGGAGAUCGAGCCGGUCGCCAUCAAAAACGGUGUCGGCUUCAUUGAUGCGCCCGUUUCGGGAGGUACGAUGGGGGCCCAAAAUGCGACACUCGCGUUCAUGGCGGGCGGCAGUAAAGAGAAUUUCGAGCGAUCCCUGCCCAUGCUGAAGGCCAUGGGCGCCAAACACUUCCACUGCGGCCAGAGCGGUGCUGGCCAGGUCGCCAAGCUCACCAACAACAUGCUCAUGGGCAUCACCGGGAUGGCCACUGCCGAGUGCAUGAAUAUGGGUAUCAAAAUGGGUCUCGACCCGCAAGUCCUUUUGGAUGUGCUAAACAACUCAUCGGCACGUUCGUGGUCCACUGAGGUGUACUGCCCCGUGCCCGGCCUCGUCCCCACCGCGCCCUCCAGCAGAAACUAUGAUGGCGGCUUCAAGAACGAGCUGAUGGUUAAGGAUCUGGAGCUGGCGAGCGGCAUGGCUCUAGGCAUUCGCUCUCCCAUUCCUCUGGGUGCGGUGGCGACGCAGCUCUACCGCAUCGCGCAGUCUCGCGGCUACGGCCAGAAGGACUUCUCCUUCAUCUUCCAGCUGCUCCAGGAAGAGAGCAAGCAAUAAAUGUCUGAAAACUUC